AGUGGAAAGGCUUCACAGCAGCUACUAAACCUGCUAAAACCCCUACAUCAUUGAUGUUACAUUCGGGAUCGCCACGUGCAUGAUUCAUGAUGCCGAGGCUUAGCUGCAUCUCUAGCGAUCCUUUCGAAGGCAAAGCUUGCGAAAACUCAUGAAGCUGCUGAACAGGUAGAAUGCUACUGAUGUGAAUAUUGUUUCAUUAAAAGUGCCGCCCGUGUCUCAUAAUUAUCGGCACAUACCGACAUCUGCAUACUGCUUGGUACUUCUUUCCAUCUACUAUUAAAGCGGACCUUGUCGCCAGACAUUUGAAUCUAUAAACAUCAGCUGUUUCCAUAUACUCAUUUGCAGUGUCUUUAGCAUUUAUCUGGUGUCUGCUUCAUCCGUUCCCAUGUCUGAUGGUAAUGCCAACAGCGGCUUAGCCGGCACUGGUGGCGACGGGAAAUUUGGGCUUUUAUUGACACUCUUGCCCAAACUCCCCUUAGUACUUAAGGUCGUUCUGCUGCACGUCCUACGGAGGUCCGAAACCUCCAAGUACUUAGACCUGAAGAGCGAUGUAACCAUCUCGGUCCUGCGCUCGACUCUUAACUCGGGGAAGCAGGUGGGCAUCAGAGAAACGCAGGUAAUGACAACGCGGGACCCAGGCGUCAAGGGCAGGAUAUGGAUCAGCACGGCGGCAUCCAAGGUACCCCCCGAGCAGGGGAUCCGCGACGCCUUAUUGGCGGCUAUCGACGGCCUGCGUGCCCCUGACGCAAGAGGCGCAAAGCCAUCGUUCAAGAUCCCCGAUAUCGUCCCCGUAGAGGCCGAGUGGACGGGCUACAGGGCGGGCGUAGCCAAGGACGCUACGCCGCCCGCGAUCUCGGAGGAGGAGAAGUAUUACGAGAUGAUGAAGGAGACGAAGAAUAAGUCGACGAUCCUGUAUUUCCACGGCGGCGCUUAUUACGUGUGCGAUCCGAUCACGCAUAGAGGCCUGGUGAAGAGCUUGGCUAAGUCGACUGGCGGGCGCGCGUACUCCGUCCGCUACCGCCUCGCGCCCCAGAACGCGUUCCCGUCAGCGUUGCUGGAUGCAUUAGUGUCCUACUUCACACUCCUGUACCCGCCCCCGGGAUCCUUCCACGAGGCCGUGAGUCCCAGCGACAUCGUCUUCUCCGGGGACAGCGCGGGCGGCAACCUCGCCCUCGCCCUUCUGCGGACGAUCAUGGAGAUCCGGCGGCAGGACCUCAAGAUCGCGUGGUUCGGCGCGGACCGCGAGGUGCCGCUGCCCGCCGGCGUCGCCGCCAUCUCGCCGUGGGUGGACCUGAUCCAGACGAUGCCGUCGCUCGUCGCGAACCAGCAGUGGUGCUACCUGCCGCCGCCGAUCCUGCUCUCGGAGACGAUCAAGCCAAAACCGGACGGGCUGUGGCCGGCGGACCCGCCGCGCCGCCACAUCUACGUCGACGACGCGUACAUCCUGCACCCGCUGGGCACGCUGCAGAUGAACGCGAGCUGGGCGGGCGCGCCCCCCGUCUACGUGUGCUGCGGCUGGGAGACCAUCGCCGACGAGGACAGGUAUUUAGUGUCGAAGCUUGCGAGGGACGGCGUCACGGUCGUGUUCGAGGAGUACGAGGCCAUGCCGCACGUGUUCGCCGCGAUCCUGCCGCAGCUGGCCGAGGCGCGGCGGAAUAUAGAGGGUCUGGCGCGGUUUGUGAAGGACGUGUGCGGCGCGGACCCGGGGAAGGUGAGGUCGUCUUAUAAGACGAUCAAGGCGAGGAGUCUGGAGGAGGUGGACAUUGAUGUGGAUAAGCUGAGCCCGUUUACGGAUGAACAGGUCUGGGAUUUGGCGAGGAGGACGGUUAAGGAGAGGAAUGUGCCUCAGGUGCCUGUUGCUGAUGUGCCGGCGAAGCUGUAGAUUUGUGGUUUGACCUAUACCAGAAAAGAGCAUACAUUAUAGCUGCUCCUAUCUAGCUUAAGUUGUAUGUUGGUCACAUAGAGCGUUGGGUUUCCUUUCCAUGGACAUCAUGAUAUGUAUUGCUCAUAUUCCAGACGCAGUGCUACGAACUAUUUAUGUACACUUACACGAUUAUGAAUACGUACGUCACAGGUACAACCAAGUCAACAAAUUAUCUCGG
This is a messenger RNA of Annulohypoxylon truncatum, 2102 nucleotides long. Its product is annotated as alpha/beta hydrolase fold-domain-containing protein. NCBI's taxonomy places the organism in Eukaryota, Fungi, Ascomycota, Sordariomycetes, Xylariales, Hypoxylaceae. The transcript has a single exon. Bases 386 to 1882 code for a protein of 498 amino acids. Gene Ontology annotation, molecular function: hydrolase activity. The record is from RefSeq and is a predicted model, not a curated record.